GUGUUUCGCCUUUCACGUUCACCCCCAAUAAGCCGUCUUCGUUGCCAAAAAACUGUCUUCACAAUGGCAGAUGCAAGUGCCCAACUGCAGCCAUAAAAAACCAACCGAACUCAACAUCCCUAAAACCCUAAUUCUACUCUGUUAAGAGCCAUUUUUUCCUAACCUCUAUAUCUUUCUCGUUUGCUUUAUGGCUCUUUCUCUCCAUCUCUCUCUAGUAAACACAGCUUUUUAUACUUGACUUAUUCUUUCUCAUCUUCGGUUUCUCACAGCAAUGGCGGCAGAUGUAGUCAUUGAACGAGAACUGGCGAAAUCCUGCUGUGCAGUGUUGAAAGAAAGAUUCUUGAAGUCGGAAGAGAAAAGGAACGCUCUUCGGCAAGCUGUGAAGCUUCUGGAGCAUCAAAUUGAUAAGCUUCAAUCUGAGAAUCUCAAUCUGAAAAAAUCCUAUGAGGAGGAGCGAGCUCGAGCGGAAUUAGAGAGAGAGGCAAAAGUGAAAGAAUCUACUAUUAGAGUUGGUUUGGAGAACGAGGUCUCUAAUUUGAAGUCUGAGAUCGCUCUAUUACAGAGCAAAGGAGGUUCACGGGACGAGGAUCUAGAUAGGGAAGUGAUACAGCUCCGAACCUGUGUUUCAGACGAUGAGGUGAAGAUAAACCAAAUCAAGGCGCUUCUUGAGAAAGAGAAAAAGAAGGCCGAUGCAGAGAAAAAGAAGGCUGAUGCAGAGAAGAAAAAAGCUGCAGAGGCAUGGAAAAUGGUGAAGGCAGAAAAGAUUAAGGCAGAAGAACAGAAGAGGCUUGCUGAUGUUGAAAGGAGUAGGGCUGAAGAUUAUAUCCGUCGCUUGGAAGCAUCAAAGCAAGAACUCAAUGAAGCAAAGGGAAAAUUGAAUUCUGAAAUAUCCAAGACUGAAGAUGCAAACCGGAGGCUUGAAGCUGAGAAGCAGAAGGUUAAUAAAGAGAAAAAACGUGCAGAAUCAGAAGUUGCGAAAACAGAAGAGAUGAGAAAGUGUGCUGAAGCACAAAGGAAGAAAGCAGCAGAAGAAAAAAAUCGUGCUGAGGAUUUUUCUCAGAAGCUGGAGGAGGAGAGGCGAAGGAAUGAGGCCUUACAGAAGGAGAUAUUGGAAACUAAAUCGCAUAUGAAAAUGGAAAAGAUGCCUCCUGUUCCAUUUGAUCUGGAGGUACAUACUACAAAUGGAAAUAUCAAGGUUCUAGAAAAGCAACUGAAGCUCAAAAAGAUGCAGGUAAAGCAUGCCAAAAGACAGGCUAAACUUGAAAAAGUUCAAAAGAAUUUAUUACAACAAGAAGUCCAUCGUUUGAGGCAGGAAUUUUCCCAAUUCAAUCAUCGCCUGAACAUAUUGGAUGGCUGUUGCUCUCACAGUAGGGAAGGCUUAGAUGGUUCAGCAAAGGCCAAUGACAACUUAAAUCUUCAACUGUUGAACUUGAAAAACAAACUAUCUGGUACAGAACCAUGGAACUUAUAUCAGCAAAGUAAAAUUGAGCUUGGGCGACCUCAUUACACAAUCAAUGAUGACUUUGAAAAUCUUGGGUCAACACCAGAAUGUACUGGCCCAUUUUUUCCAAUAUCUGGAGAGAGCUUUACUGAACCAGUCUCAGUCUCAGGUAUUAGUUCUGAUUUGCAGUCUCUGAUUGGAGGAUCUGUCAGAAACAAGUCACAGAGUUCUUGCAUGUAUUCCACUACUGCUUCCUUUUCUGAUAGAGAGUUGGUAGGGUCACAUGGAAGAGGUUCUUUUUCUGUAAAAACAUCAGAAAAAUUGGUGGAAGAGAACUCAAAACAGGGAUCAGCAAUUCCUGGAUUUGCUGGGAAAGUUACCAAAUUGAAGUCUGACAAAAAGCUUGCAGUGGUUAAUGAAGAUGACAUAACACCAGUUCAUAGAAAGCCAAAAAAUCUGUGUUCGAAGUCAAAUGACCAUGAAAAUAGUAAAGCUAGUGGCAGGAAGAAGAAGAGGAUGCAGGAUGCAGUGGAAUGUAUUGAGUAUUUAUAUUCUGAGGAUAAGAGGUUGCAUCUGCAGAUAGAAAAAAAGUUGUCUUCAUUACAUGAUAUGUUAAAUCAUAAAAACAAUCUGCCUCCUGCAAUUUUUUCGCGAAGUGAUGCAAAGCCAGCUAUCUUGCAAGAUGGAAAAUGUCUAGUUUCUAAAUCAUUUGAUGACCUACAUGCCAAGAACUAUGGAUCUAGAAAAAGGAGAAAGGUGUCUGAAAAAAAGAAUUUUCAUCCUUGUACUGAUAAUGCUAAGAGUAAGCAGAUGAACAUGGUUGAAAUUGAGGACUUUGAAGAUGCAGCUGUCUACAACCUAGCUGUAUCACCUGUGAAUUGCUUAAGAGAAACUCAUCAUCCUUGCAGGGAAGAAACAAUUGAUGCUGUUGUGAGCAGCAAAGAAAAAGAAAUAUGCUUUGAAAACGUGUCUACUGGAGAUUAUAUGAAGCUGCUGGAGUUGGAUAAUACUGUUGAUGAGGAAAGGUAUAGGAUGGCAAUUGAAAAUCCUCUAUCACCGGAUUUACCUGAAAUCAAAAUUCCUAGCAUUGAAACAUUUGAAAGGGAUUUCUCCAUUUGUUUGUCAGAGGAGGGCAUCCAUAGAAAAUGUGCAAAUGACAAUUUCAUUAUGUCUUGCAGCUUUGAUGUCAUUGAUGUGGAAAUUGAUUCCAAUCUGCAUAAGGUAAAAAAUUCUGUUACGUUUUUUGAACAUUUAGAAAAUAAUGAAAAUGUGUCUCAUAAUGCAAUAGAUGCUGGAAAAUCUUCGGUUCCCCAGGUUGGGGGGUUGGACAUGGGGAUGGAGAUGGCAAAACAAAUUCUAAUUUCUGGAACUGAGGAGACACAAAUUCUUUUUGCAAGCAAUUCCGGAUUUAAAAAUGUGAGAAAUUCCAAGUAUUGUGUUGUGUUUUCAAGCUCAAAGAAGGAAAGCAACAUUUCUCGGAUACUCUGUGCUACGGAAUCCUGUUUAUCUCGGAGCUCUAUGGCAUCUCAGACAGAUUGGGCUGUGCAAAAAAUUCUGCUUGCCCUCAUGAUUGAGCAAAACCUUUUACCUGAGGAGAAGGUCUGUGUCUUCUUUUCAUCAUUGCUGCAUAACUUUGCUGUGGUCACUUCUGUGAAAUUCAGAAAUUUCUUGACUAGUGAUGCAUAUCUUUGUUCAGAUUCAUUUGCAGCACAUAUUAAAGCAGUAAUGGAUGAUAUGGAAACAAGGUGCAUGUUUUUUGAAUUAUGCCAAUUGGAAAUCCUGCUAAGCCUCGUGGAGAAUUUCCUUAUAGAUGGUCAAGUCAUGGUGUAUAGUGACGCUCAAUUUGAACCAUUGGUUCCACCUAGUUCAACGAACAACAUCUUUUCAGAUGACAUAACUAUGUUUCUGUCCUCUAAAAGGGCAACUCAUGAGCAGUUUAUAGCUGGAAGCAUUAUUUUAGCAUCCAUUUGUGCAGCAGUUGAUUAUACUAGUUUUAUUUGUGAGGCAUCUUAUAACAUUCUUCGAAUGUGCAAAUCUGAUUAUGCUUUGAUGUUGAAAGUUCUCCAUGUGUUUGCUUAUCUAUGUCGAGAAAAGUAUUUCACAUUGAGCAACUUCAGACUUGUUAUGGCCACCAUCAAAUCUCUAGUUUUGGUUCUUGAGGGAGGAAAUUCAUCAUUUGGUAUCAUAUCUACAUCUUCUCCUACAACAUGUGACAAUUGGACUGGGUUUCAUAAAUGUGGAAGAUGCCCAUUUUCUGAAAGUGCUUUUUCUGUUGAUGAAAUUACACUGUUCUUGCUAGAGAAACUUCAGAGUUGUGCUAUUCCAGGGAUCAAAAAUCAACAUGAGAUGGAACAUCCUGAUUCAUUAAACUACACAGUCUUGCCCCAAAUGGAUGAAGUGGCUGAUGAAAUUUCUCAGUAUAAAGAGGGUCUCUGCAUUCUAGAUUUGGACUUUGAUAUCUCCUGUAGCUCAUAUGAUUGUGAAAGUUGUAAUUCUGUUCAAUCUAGAUCUGUUAUUGAUAGGACUUUGAGUUACUUAAGUGAUAUUCUUUCACUGGUGGAGCUUAUUGCAUGCAGCAUGAAUUGGAACUGGACAUGCAGAAGAAUCAUUCCUCAUCUCUUGAAAAUUCUGGAAUCAUGUACCUCAGAGAAAUUUGCAGCUGCUAUUCUUGUUCUUCUUGGUCAAUUAGGGAGGCUUGGGAUUGUUGUGAAUGGAUAUGAACAGAUGGAAGUUGAAGAGCUGAGGUGUACAUUGUCUGGUUUUCUGGAUCAAGAUACUUCAACCAAAUGGGGUUUUCCUACUCAAUUUGCUACUGUUAAUGCUCUUACAAGUCUUCUCGCUCUUGAUUUUAGAGAACUUGUUGAGUGUGAUAAUGAGCACGCAGUUACUACAAGUAGAUCUGUUCAUGCCAAUAUUUUAAGAAAGUGGUUUUCUAGGCUGAGCAAAGAGCACAAGCGCAUGUUACUUGGCCUUUUCUAAUCUGCUGGUGUAAAUAGUUGAAUACUUAACCUAGUUGUAGAGCCAAAUGAUUUCCAUGACCAAGAGGAGUAGCAUGGUGGAAACUUGAGUCGUGCAUGCAAUUGAUGAAGGCUCUUGGUUUUGCAUUAAAUUUCAGAUGAGUUCUAUUAAUGGUAAGUGACAAAUUUAAUUGUUUUUUCUGGAAUCAAAAAAUUUUGCAAUCGAUGAGAAAGUCAGAACAUCUACUGAUGCCAAGGAAUUUUGUUGUAUAUUUCAAAUUGUCAAUAGUAAAUUGAAUUUUUGCCUUACCUUUAUAUCUAAUUGUAUGUUGCCAUGGUUCACUGGUUAUUUGUCUACAUUUGCCUGCCGGAGCAUCAUCUCUUUUAAAUACGGAGGUUGCAUAGUGUUAAUCAGAUAUAGUGAAAACUUCUUGGAAGCGCUUAUUCUUACUGGUUCUGACUUCCGAGGCUGGAAUAGAUUAAAAAAAAAGCAGCAUUGUAGAAAGCUCAAGGUCUUCUAGUGGUUUUGGUCCUACACAAACAUAUGAACCUGGCUAUUUGGAAAGGGGGGGGGGUUGUUCUGGAUUAGUUGCACUUUCUCAUGUAAGCUAAUGUAAUUAUGUUUCCAGGAGAUGUAAUUUAGAAACAUACAGUACUUGGUCGUACGCUUAUUCUUUUAUAAUGUAUUCCGUUACCUUUUUUUGCA
This is a messenger RNA of Nelumbo nucifera (sacred lotus), 5104 nucleotides long. RefSeq names its product maternal effect embryo arrest 22 (gene MEE22). The record is from RefSeq and is a predicted model, not a curated record. Lineage: Eukaryota; Viridiplantae; Streptophyta; Magnoliopsida; Proteales; Nelumbonaceae.